AUUCUCGUAGCGGUAUUCAGGUUAUAGUGCCCCGCACGUUUCGACACCAAGGAUUCGGCACUACGCUAUACAGUGUGGAAACAAAAUUUUGGUUCCAAACAAGUCAUUUCUUUUUAAUAGGUUUCCCCGAUGGUUCUAACCGAAUUAUGAUCUUAUAUAUAACAUACUGAUUGAUUACAUAAAAACAAACGCUCAAAAUGUAAAGUCUCAAAUAAAAAUCUUUUAUAACUUUAUUGAAAUAAUAUAAUUCCUUUUUUCGUAGCAAUUCUUCCUUUAGAUGCAAUUUGUGACUAACAAAUAUUAAUUACUCCUUCUGCUCUUGGGAUUCUACACAUUUCAAUAUUUAAUCUUCAACAAUUCUUCGUUGUACUUAUAUUUUGACCCUCCCUGUAUUACUGUGACAUUGUUGGAGCUCAAGGUCGGACCGCUAAGAGAAUUUUUGUUAGGUUAGGCCAAGUUAAAAAGUAAGAGCCGGGUACAAGGUGGUAUAAAAGUUUCUAAAACGGAAAUAGGAAGUUUGUAUAGAAUUUGGUAUUAUUCGAAUCUAAUUAAUAUCGAUUUUGUUAUUUAUAGUUUGCAGUAAACUAUAUUUAGCACACCGAAAUUGCUCGUGAAUUGUUAUGUUAAUUUGAAUGAGAUAUCAAUUUAGAUAACACUUGUUAAUUUGGAUAUCUAUCUAUUUCUCUGAAGUGUUCUAUUAAUUAUAGUAAACGUUGAUAAGGAAGUGCGAAACGGGCAUCGAAAAAAAAAAUAUUAAUAUAUAUAAUGUGUUUAAAAAAUUACUUUUAACUCUUCUCACACUACCAAGCGCGUAUACGUCAUCGGUUGAUAUGUCAGUAUUAAUAAGUACGUAGAAUGCCAAUUUGAUUUAUUGAGGAAUUUAAUAUACCAAUGUUUAUUUAACAGUUUAAAACAUUAUAAACAGAUUUUGUAUACCCAAAGCCUUUUUUAAAAGUGCUCAAUGAUAAAUCCUCAUUAUAAAACUGAUAGUAGUGUCAUCUACCUUGGUGAUUUAGAGUCAAUAUUUGUUACAGAUUUCGUUAGUUUUAUAUAAAAAUCAAAUAGUAAUCAAUGUUGUGAUUACAGAAUUAUUGAUUAUGAAUAAACUUUCUAACGCAAGUAAUAAAUAAUUAUUUAUAGUAUUUUAUUCUUAUUCUAAUUUUAAGUGCUGAAAUACAUUCACAAAAAUUUUAUUUAAUGGAAAUUUGAUCUGAUGGGAAAGUUAUUAGCUAAGACAAACGUUCCGAUGAUCGCUAUUUAAAAGCUAUUUUGAAAAAUUUUUAUUUUUCAAAAUGUAUGUUGGUAACACUUGCCUAGUGAUUUGUUCCGAUGAAAACAUCAUAAAAUGCCGUUAAUAAAAAACACUGGCUGUUUGGUUUGGUAUGUAUCCGCUUUAGUUGGAUGAUUAGCCAUUUUGCUUUUUGCUAAGAAGCCGGUGACCUGAAACCCCGCAUCUACCUCUACUCCAGUGUCUUCAUAGUUUAAAAACAACAUUUUAGAAGUUUUUUCGAAUAGAAUUUACGAUUUUGAAGUAAGAAGAAAUACGGAAAGUACGUGAAGUUUGCACUGUGAACGUUGUUUUCAACGCUUAACCUUUUUCUUUGUAUAGAAAUUAUACGAUGUCUACAUCUGUGAAAAGGAAGAGAGCCCCUUCUAAGAAGGCAGGUGGUAAGAAAAACAAAAAAAACUUAGAUAUGGAUUCCGAUUUAAGUGAUGGUAGUGGUAACGAAAAUAACGUUCAACCCGAUGAAGUUCUCAUUGCUGGACAUGGAGACGUAGAUGAAACUCCUUUACCCAAGGAAUUAUUAAACACUAUAAUUAAACCCGCUGGUCAAUUAGUUUUCUUUGGCAAUAUUAAUUGGGAUACCAUGGGUAAAAGAGAAGUUAAAGGUCAGAAAGUGUUACCUAUGCUAUAUUGGCCCCACAGGUUUACUGAUCUAAGGAUUCGAUUAGUAGUAAGUGGUUGUGUAGCUGGACACUCCGUCCUGGUUACAGAGGAAGGUAAGGCAAUGACGUUUGGGAGGAACCCUCAUGGUCAAUUAGGAUUGGAUGAUACCAACACAAGAACUACACCUACAUUGGUACCUAGUUUGGAGAACAUGAAUAUCAUUGGGGCUGCAUGUGGAAGACACCACACAUUAUUUUUAACAGAUGGAGGGACAGUAUAUGCUUGUGGGGACAAUAGAUCAGGGCAGUGUGGUAUAGGAAACUUACAGCCUCAGGUAUUGGUACCUACAAGAAUCAAUUACAGGGGACCUCCAAUUAUUAAGGUAGGUGCUGGCGCUGAUUUUUCUGUAAUUCUUGACAUAAAAGGUGGUCUCCAUUCAUUUGGUCUACCUGAAUAUGGUCAAUUAGGCCACAAUACUGAUGGUAAAUACUUCAAAACUAGCACAAAAUUGUGUUUUAAUUAUCAAACGAGUCCUAAAAGAAUUGUCCUUUAUAUUGAGAAAAGUAAAGAUGGACACGUUUCUCCUGUAGAUGUAACUGAAAUUGUGGAUUUUUCUUGUGGACAAAAUCAUACUGUGGCUAUCGAUAGUAAAAAAAGAGCAUUUUCGUGGGGCUUCGGUGGUUUUGGUAGAUUGGGACAUGCUGAACAAAAAGAUGAAAUGGUUCCUCGUCUUAUAAAAUACUUUGAUAGCCAAUCUAGAGGUGUACGUUCAGUGCAUUGUGGCUCGACUUAUUCUCUAGCAGUGACUGAGUACAAUGGACUCUUCAUGUUUGGUCAAACUAAAAAAACUGGUGAGGCAAAUAUGUACCCAAAACCCAUACAAGAUCUUGCUGGAUGGAAUAUCAAACACAUCGGUACUGGACAGACAUCAAUAAUUGUCGCCGCUGAUGAGACAGUUAUAGCUUGGGGAGCAUCUCCUUGUUAUGGUGAAUUAGGAUUGGGAGAUAUGCAGAAAACUAGUACUACACCAAAAGAGGUAAACAAAUUAUCGGGUGUGAAGGUGACGAGUUUAACUAUGGGUCUGUGUUUUACUCUUUUGGUAGCGACCGAUGAAACUCCCGAACAGAAACAAAAAUUGGAAACCCUGAAAGAAUACACACCCUAGAUAUUUAACAAUAAGAGUAACAUCUAAAUUUUAAGCUAUUUCCAUGUAUUUAUGUCACAAAUAAUAUGAAAUUAGAGGAUAUGACAGCUUUCAAUGCACCUUUAGCCUGUUAUUUGAAGUGAGAAAAAAUACGAUGCAUUAACAGAUUAUUCAAAUGAGUAAAUAACAAAGUUAGUGAUGCCAGAUUAUUAUUUAUAGAAAAUAUUUCUUGUUAUAUUUUUAUUAAUUUGGUUCUUGGGGGGGUUAUUAUCGUUGUAAUAUAAUUUUUGAUGAAUAAGUGAAUCAAGUGUGAGUUUUUCUCACUUCGAUUAUAUUUUGGAGCUGUCAGAAAAUGUUUUCGGAAUAUAUGUAUCAGAAAAUUGUUUUUAGGAAGUAAAAUUUUCGAUUUCAUCCUAAUUAUUUUCCUUAGUAAUCUGGUAGGUUUUGUUUGGUGCAAAAAAUUAUACAAAUUGUCUGUUCAAUACUUAAACAAAUUUCUAGAUAUUUUGUAUAAAUUGAAAAAUAAAGAAAUUUGCCACCAGACAUUAAAUCUAUCUCGUAUACGAACUUUGAAUCACUUUUUUUGUAAUUAAGAUAAAUAUUUUAAUUUCAGUAUUUUUUAUACUAUAUUUUUAUACAUUCGAUUUUGUUUAUAGGGAGGAGAUCUCAAUUAUUCUAUUAUGUUUACUAGAAACAAUGCAUACUUUUUUAUAGUUAAUUUUUUUAUUUAUUAUAUAUAUUCUUUUAUUCUUUUCUUAGUCUGAAAACUGCUUUUUAGUGAUUAAAUUUUGCUUAUGGGUGUAAUUUGAUAAUUAAUUCUACGCAGUUUUAGCCUCCAUAAAAAUAUUUAUUACAAUUGUCAAAUAAACAUUUUUCUGUGAAAAAAUGCAAUUUCUAUUAAUUAAAAUACUUUUUAUGUCACUUUCUGUAGUAUCACUAAUUGAAACUUAAAAGUCUGGUCCCACAGUUUCAGUCUUUGUGUGUAUACCUGAUAUUUGUUGUAAUACAUUUAUUAUGAUCUAUAAUUCAACUUUCGAAGGUCUUCAUGCUUUAUAAAGACAAAAAUGUAAAAAAAAAACACUUUUCUAUGGAAAAUUGCGUCUACAUUUGUCAUAAUCUUUUAUUUGGUUUUAUAUAUGAUCACUUAUGGUUAUAUUGGUUGAAUAAUGGCUCUAUAAAUAUUUUUUUUUUAUUAAAAAAUCCAAAUAAUAUUUGUUGUAAUAUUUUUUAUAUGGAUUUUGUUGAUAAACUGAAAAGCUUAGUACCACAGUUUUAGUAUACCCAUAGUAGUUUAAUAAUAGCUUUAUAAACACCAAAACUGUACUUAUUGUCAAAAAGACCGUUUUCUUUUGAAAUAAUUGGAUCUCGUGUUUGUUGUAGUGAACUUUUAUCUUUUUUGUAUCACUAAGUAUAAAUAAAAGACCUGGCUCAAUAUUUGCGCUCAUAUCUUCAAUUUGCAAUUGUAACUCAUAAUGAUCUUUUAUUCCAUCACUGUACUCAACUUUUCCCCAAUUUCUUAUACCCAUAUCGGUUUAAUAAUGGGUAUAUUAAGGCCAAUAUUGAGUCAAUACGUCAAAAACAUGUUUCUGUGAAAAACUGCAUCCGUUAUUUUUCAUGGUAUCUUAUAAAUGUAAAAAAUUCGACUGAAAUGCAGAAAAAAAUUGGAUAACUAAAGCGAUUCUGAUUCUCGUAAGAUUUUAUUCCAUUAUUGAGCUCAACUUAAUGUCCUAGUCCCACAGUUUCAAUUCUUAGCCCCCAUAUCGGUAAUGAAGGCCUAAAUUGUUUGGAAUUACAAAAUGUUUCCAUACUAAAGAGCAUCUGAUAUUUGUAGUAUUAUAUUUUGUUUGGUUUUAAUAUUCCCAGUUCCACAGAUUCGAUUCAUAUGCCUCAUAUCGUUUAAUAACAGCUUUAUAAAGGGCUAAAUUGUUCCGAAAUGACAAAAUCAUGUUUCUAUACAAAAGGGAAUCCGAUAUUUGUCAUAAUAUAUCUUAUUUGGUUGUUUUAUAUGAUCAACUUAAAGUCUCGGUGCUACAGUUUGAAUUCUUUGCCCCCAUAUCGUUGAUUAAUGACUUUAUGAAAGGCUAAAUUAUUCUGAAUUGACAAAACCAUGUUUCUAUAUAAAAGAGCAUCUGAUAUUUGUCAUAUCUUUUAAUUGGUUGUUUUCUAUGAUCAACUUGAAGCUCCAAUGCCACAGUUUCAUUUCUUAGCCCCCAUAUCGUUUAUUAACGGCUUAAAGGGCUAAAUUGUUCAGAAAUGGCAAAAAUAUGUUUGUAAACAAAAGGGCGUGUGAUAAUUUUCAUUUGGUUUUUUAUGUCAUCAAAGACACAGUCCCCCAGUUUUUAUUCUUGGUCCCAUAUCGUUGAUUAAAGGCUUAUGAAGUCCACAUAUUAUUUGCUAAUGGUUUGGUAAAGGCCAAAAUUACCAAAGACAAAGGACAACAGAAUGUGAAAAAAAAACAUUUUAUUUAUCGUAAUAUGGUUUAUUUGGUUCUUUGCGUGAUAAUUAACUUUGACAACCAAAAUUAUAUAUAAUCGUUUUAUAAAUUUUUGUUAGAUUUCUUCCUAUUGACUAUUACAGCACCUUUCCUUACAUUCUUUUUGAUUAUAUAUUUUUUGUAUGUAAUUUUACUGCCAAAAGCCUAAUACAUAAUUUUUAUUGAUUGUGAUAUCCUCUUGUUCGAUAUACAUACUUAUAUAUAUAUAUUUUGUUUCGUGUAAUUUAAAAUAAUUUUUAUUAAAUUGGUAAUAGGUUUUUAGAUCUACAUCUAUCGAAUGUAUUAUUUAUAUUUAACAUACUUUUUUGUAUUUGUUCAAUUGUACCUACUUCAAAGUAAACAUUUUAUAAUAU
Molecule: messenger RNA, 5879 nt
Organism: Diorhabda carinulata
Lineage: Eukaryota; Metazoa; Arthropoda; Insecta; Coleoptera; Chrysomelidae
Product: protein RCC2 homolog
Exons: 6
Coding region: 1620-3053 (477 amino acids)
Source: RefSeq, a predicted model, not a curated record